CCUUUCUCUUCUGCUCGACCAAGGUCUUAUCUCCUUGGCGAGGGGCGUAGCCAGGAAUUUUCAAAGGGCGGGUUCUGAAAUUGCCAAGUUAAACUAUUUUCUGAAUUUGUAUUAUGUAUUUUCAACCUGGCGAGACAUCUACAAUUCCAACUAUAUGAAUGUCUAAUGCAUAUCCCAUAUUGUAGUAGCUUCAUUAUAACUGUGCAAUUUUCUAUUGAGAAUAUAAUUUGAUACAUUUUCCAAUUAUUGUAUUCACUAUCUUAUAUUUUACUAAAAUGUACUUUUGUUUUAUUCCAGAGGUUAUGACUAAAUGGCAAACAGUGUAUAAAUCAUCAUAGAUAGUAUAUCAUAGAUAGACUCAUUAUGACUUCUCAGGCAUCUGGACGUACCGCUAUUAUGCUGCAUCCUUCAUUACCCACAAUAAAAGAAACCACUUUAUCAUGGUUGGGUUCUGAAUUAGAAAGUUCUCUUUUUGCGACCGGUGAAGGAGAUGAUAGAAAUCCUGGUUUAUCAAAUCCAGUGCUGACAGAAAAUGUCCAGAGAUAUAUUGAUUUCGAUGACCAAUGCCUAAGCAUGAAAAGUGGUGAAGGCAGCACUAGUGAAUUUUCCGGCAUUCAACCUUUUCCAGUUGGAAGCGAUGAUACUCCACCAAUGGCUAUGAAUGAAUUCAAUAGAAACAUGCAAAAGAAUUUUAAAAUUCUUUUAUCAGAGUCUGAAAGUCUUCCGAAACCUUUUAUUGAAAGUGACGAAGAUGAUCAGCUGGAAGAAGGUGAGAUUGAUACUGAAAAUGAGCCUCAAUCCCAGCGCACACAAAACGGUGAUCUAUCUCAAAUUGAUCCUCUGUUAGGAAUACUCAAUUCCAAAAUAAUGGAGGGUGAUAUAGGCAAACUGAUUGGACAAGGAGAUGACCAGGCUAUAGAAAAAAUUCAGCUUAUAAAAUUAUGGCAAAUGAUGCAGCAAGAGGAAUUGCGAAAGAGGCAGGAGGCUGAAAUUGCAAUGCUGAAUGCUCAAAGAGAAAAAAUGAAACUUGAUAGACAGGAAUGUCAAACUAUAGCUCUGGAAAAAGUUGUUUCUGAUGUUGAUUUUUAUAUUGAAAAAGAAGAUGUAGAAACUGGCAGUUUGGAGUAUUCCGAGACCAUUCAAUCAAGCGACCGACUUGGUUCUUGGGACAACUGCUCACAGCCAAAAUUUGAUGACGUUCAAGUCGAGGGACAAAAAAGGUCAUUUGAGCAAAUUCUCGAAGAUGAGAUGAAAAAGGAAGAGGAAAAGCGGGAGAAAAAUAAUAAAGCUAAAGCCCCUAUCAAAAGACCUUUUUUAAAAAAGGGUCAAGGACUAUCAAGAUUCAAAGGACCUCCGCAACGUAAAGUUCCAAAGCCUAUUAAUAAGGAUAAGAAUAUGCCUAAACCAGCGUGUCAAAAUAUUGUUUCGAAAUCUGAGAACAAAGCUCAAGAGAGAAAAAGUGGGAAAAAUGUAUUAACAAAAAAGCCACCAGUCAACGGGGUUGUACCGAAGAUACAAAGUCAUAUUGUAAAACAGACACAAGGUCGUACAAAGCAAUCAUAUCCUUCAGAACGAGAAUUGCAAACAAAAGACAGAGAUUACCAUAUUGAUGAUGUGGAUUUAGAAGAGUUUGAGAUGCUGGAGCGGUAUGCUGAGGAUGAUGCAUCUUUCUUUAAUGAACCAUCCUUAAUUGUGUCUGUUUUACAACAAGAACAUGAUGUUAAUAAUGAUAGAGAGAAACUGGAGAAUCGUCUGUCUUUGAGAGAGAGAGUUCGUGAGCGAAGAAAAAUGAGAGAGAAAGCUAGAGCGAAAAUUCAAGAUGAUCCAAAAUUUAGUGUGUUGCAGGUUGGGAACAUACAUGCUCCACCACCUUUGAUAACACCAGAACCUGAUAUUUCAUCACAGGAGAUCAUGGAAAAUGCAAUUCUUUCACCUACACCUCCAAAAUCACUUUAUCGAUCUCCCGAACGACAAAAAAUAAAGUUGAUUCAAAGAAAAACGGCCAGCUUGGUAAAACGUGAGAAAUUGGUGCAUCCUCUCCCACAACCUGCUGUUGUCGCCCCUCCAAAUCAAUGUAAUAAUUUUUCUCUUAAUAAUGCUAAUUUUCAACUAUGUUCAUCUCCGAACAUAGCUUUUUCACCUCAUAGCCGGAACAUGGUUGCACCAGGUUCUAACAAUGGAAAAUCAGCAACUGAAGAUCGUUUGAUUCAGAAACAAGAUUCUGAACAAGAGAAUGAGUUUCAAGAUGAUCAAACAUGGGGCGAUCUCAAUGAUACUGCCCUGAAUACAACUUUACCUACUUCUGACCCUGCAGAUAAUGUUGAAAGAUGUGUUGCUAAUGCUUUCGAUUCACCACGAGCUUAUAAAGUUACAGAUUACAUGGAGCCAGAAAAUGAAGAUAUAGAAAACCCAGUUCGUGAUACAGAAUCUAAAGUUUCUAAUAAUUUAUUAUCUCUGUCACCACCUCCACCUCCAACAAGCUUGAUGCAAAAACUGUUUCCUGGUCUUAAAGUUCCAAAAUCUUCUUUAGCUAAAAUUGAUUCCAAAUCUGUUCAACAUGAACCUGAAAAAGAAGUAUCUGAUGGAGAGGAUGUAACAAUGCAAGAGCCUUCACAAGCUUCUGCCUUGAAACAGAAAUUACUGGAGUUAGAAAGUGAGAUUGCUAAAUUUAAAAAAGAAAACGAGUCACUGGAAAAUCUCAGGAAAAAACAGGAGGAAAAUUUUAAGACAUUGGAAAAAGAAAUGCUUGAAUUUAAGAAUCAAAAAGAAGAUGAAUUAGCCAGACUGGAAGAAUAUAGAAAAACUGAGACUAAGAAACUGAAAAAAGAGAGAAAAUUAUUCGAGGAACAUGUUCUUGCUACACGGAUGAUGCCACGAAAAGAAGAGAGAGAAGAAAUACAAAAAUUACAAGAAGAAAUUGAGGUUCUUCGAAACGAUAAUAAGACGAAAGAACAAAAAUGGAUUUCUUCAAACAACAGAAUGCGCAAUCAAGUUGAGAGAUUGGAGGCCGAGAAUAAACAAUUGCAACAACGCAUCAAUGAAACUGAAGCUCAGCGGUUAAAAGAGUGGAAUGCUAUGAAGUCGAAUCAGCCAAAGAAAUCAUCAGUGUGGAAAACAGUAAACAAAAUUGUAGAAUCAUCUGAUAUAGUCACAGAGGCUGGCAAUAUUGAUCAACCCAUUUCUAGUAAAUCGAAUCUCAGUAAUUCACAUGAUAGCGUUUUGUCUAAAAAGCCAACAAGUGUGGAAUAUUCCAGACCAGUCAAAGAAGGAAAAUCAAAUAAAGGUCUUAUAGCAGAGGUUGCAUUCUCAAAUCUGAAGAAUACAAUAGAACAGUCAAAGUCUUCGGAUAUAUCCGCAGAAAUGAUGCACAAAGAUGGAAAGGUUGAGAAAACACAGAAAGAUGGAAGCAAAAUUGUCAUUUUUCCGAAUGGGACUCAAAAAGAAGUUUCUGGAGAUGGACAAACUGUGAAGGUACGCUUUGCGAAUGGAGAUAUCAAGCAAAUAUAUGGAGAUGGUUCGAUAGUUUAUUUUUAUGAAGAAAAUGGUACUACACAUACAACUCAUCGUGAUGGUCUUCAGGUUUUUGAGUUUCCGAACAAGCAAGUUGAGCACCACUUCCCUGAUGGAACAAAGCAGAUCACGUUUCCUGAUCAAACUGUCAAAUAUCUACACACAGAUGGUACUGAACAAACUGUGUUUCCUGAUGGUACAGAAAUGCAUAUUUCAACAAACAAAGACAAAACAAUUGUAUUUGCAAAUGGCCAACGUGAAAUUCAUACAAUUGAUUUUAAGAAAAGAGAAUAUCCUGAUGGUACAAGCAAAACUGUUUUUAGUGAUGGAAGGCAAGAAACGAGGUAUGCUUCUGGAAGAUUGAGGGUUAAAGAUGCUCAUGGCAAUGUUAUCAUCGAUAGGAUGACUGUGUCUGAUGGAAUGCAUUGAAAUUUGAUUACAAGUUUCUUUGGAAUAGCGCUAGUGAAUUAAACUUGAAGAUGUUUGGAGCAAGAUGAGCUUGAGAAACCCAUUUAUGUGUGUAAACAAAAUUGUGUUUAUUUAUUGUGAAUGAAUUUCAUAUCCAUGUCUUUGAAUAUAUUUUG
This is a messenger RNA of Styela clava, 4094 nucleotides long. RefSeq lists its product as uncharacterized. Gene Ontology annotation, biological process: centriole elongation; cilium assembly. Gene Ontology annotation, cellular component: centriole; centrosome. Gene Ontology annotation, molecular function: tubulin binding. The record is from RefSeq and is a predicted model, not a curated record. NCBI's taxonomy places the organism in Eukaryota, Metazoa, Chordata, Ascidiacea, Stolidobranchia, Styelidae.